Messenger RNA from Otolemur garnettii (small-eared galago), 1122 nucleotides. RefSeq names its product par-6 family cell polarity regulator gamma (gene PARD6G). The transcript is spliced from 3 exons. The record is from RefSeq and is a predicted model, not a curated record. Bases 1 to 1122 code for a protein of 373 amino acids. Gene Ontology annotation, biological process: establishment or maintenance of cell polarity; regulation of cellular localization; centrosome cycle. Lineage: Eukaryota; Metazoa; Chordata; Mammalia; Primates; Galagidae. Gene Ontology annotation, molecular function: protein kinase C binding. Gene Ontology annotation, cellular component: apical plasma membrane; nucleus; cell cortex.
AUGAACCGGAGUUUUCACAAGUCUCAGACCUUGCGCUUCUACGACUGCACCGCGGUGGAAGUCAAGAGCAAGUUUGGGGCAGAAUUCCGAAGGUUCUCCUUGAACCGUCACAAGCCUGGGAAGUUUGAAGAUUUCUACAAGUUGGUCGUGCACACCCACCACAUCUCCAACAGUGAAGUGACCAUUGGCUAUGCAGAUGUGCACGGUGACCUGCUUCCCAUCAACAAUGAUGAUAACUUCUGCAAAGCUGUCUCAAGUGCGAACCCCCUGCUCAGGGUCUUCAUCCAGAAACGAGAAGAGGCAGACCACUACAACUUUGGGGCAGGCACUCUGUCGCGGAAGAAGAAGGUGCUGGUGGCCCUGCGGGAUGAGGGCCUGCGCCGGCGAACACACCUGGACAUCAGUAUGCCGCACGACUUUCGCCCAGUUUCCUCUGUCAUCGACGUGGACAUCCUCCCCGAGACACACCGCCGCGUGAGGCUGUACCGGCAUGGCUGCGAGAAGCCACUAGGCUUCUACAUCCGUGAUGGCACCAGCGUGCGGGUGACACCGCAUGGGCUAGAGAAGGUGCCAGGCAUCUUCAUCUCACGCAUGGUGCCCGGGGGGCUGGCAGAGAGCACUGGGCUGCUGGCCGUGAAUGACGAAGUCCUAGAGGUAAACGGGAUCGAAGUGGCAGGGAAGACGCUGGACCAGGUCACGGACAUGAUGAUCGCCAACAGCCACAACCUCAUCAUCACUGUCAAGCCCGCCAACCAGAGAAACAACGUGGUGCGUGGUGGCCGUGCCCCUGGCGGCGGGGGACAGUCCUCGGAUGGCCCCCCGACCGCCCAUGUCCUGCAGAACUUUCACCCCGAUGAAGCAGAGAGCGACGAGGACGCCGACAUAGUCAUCGAGGGUGCCGCAGCCCCCUUGGCCCCAACAAGGGGCGUGCCCCUGGGGGGCCUUCCCCGUGCCAAUGGUACCAGCCUGGCACCUCGCCGGCCAUGGGACACGGCCCUACAUGGCAUGGGGCGUGAGGGCAGCACACACAGACUGCUCAGCACAAUGCGUCCAGACCCGCGCCACCACCUGGUGAUCCCACGCGGUGGUGUGGAGGAGCACGGACCCGCACUCACACUCUAG